Triplophysa dalaica is the source of this 3218-nucleotide messenger RNA. It is a transcript of the gene tirap, whose product is annotated as toll-interleukin 1 receptor (TIR) domain containing adaptor protein. Lineage: Eukaryota; Metazoa; Chordata; Actinopteri; Cypriniformes; Nemacheilidae. The transcript has 5 exons. Gene Ontology annotation, biological process: signal transduction. The record is from RefSeq and is a predicted model, not a curated record. Bases 149 to 892 code for a protein of 247 amino acids.
ACAAGUUAAAAGACAAGGAAAUCCUGUAGAAAGGACCCUUCCAGAUCCAUCUUUGAAUACAAGCAAGCAUAAUAUACUUGUUCCCAGGUGACCCGUCUUCUUACUUUCCCUUCAAACAACUUUUAUAUAUUUGAAAGUAUGGGGAAGUAUGGAGAAAAAACGUGUCAGUGGCAUAAUGGGCUGGUUUCAUCAGCAUUUUGGAAAACAAAGGAAUGAGCUGGACCAAGGUAACUCAUGCACAUGCCCUCAGAAGGACAAUUUUGUUUUAAGCAAUUGCAAAAGCUCCUCUGGAAACCACACAUACACCACUCAUUGUGAAACCAGCUGCUCUGUGGAGUCUAGCGUGUCUUCUGCAUCCUCUUCAUUACCCUGUAAAAAAACAUCCAUCUCCAGCUAUGAAAGCCCCCUACCUGCUGUACUCUCCUCAACCUUCCGUUCAACUCUAAAAUACGACGUUUGUUUGUGUCACAGCGAUAAAGACAUUGAUCAAGUGCACAGCCUGGUCUCCUUCCUAGAAGCCCCUUCCAAAGGUCUACGCUGUUACCUGCUGGAAAGGGAUUGUCCACCGGGUGGAGCUGUGUCCACUGAGCUCCUGCAGGCGCUGCAUGAUAGCCACUGCUGGGUCUUGUUCAUCACACCCAACUUCCUGAAGGAUGACUGGUGCUUGUACCAGAUGCACCAGGUCCUGUCUGAGGGGCCCAUUUCACAGAGGAUCAUCCCCGCUGUACUAAAUAUACCCAGAUCUGAGCUCCCACAGGAACUGCGAUUUGUCUUUUGUGUGGAUUUUAACAGGAACAUAGAGGGUGGCUACAACCAAGUGUACAAGACACUGAUUCAUUAUUUGAAGGACAUGCUUGAGAAGGAGGAGUCCUGCAAUGUCGCAUUCAGAUAGUUGAGAGUCAAAAUGAAGACGUCAGUCAAGUCUCAGUGUUCAUAUUAAGCUUUAUUAACAAUUGUAUGUUAUUUACAAGAAGUGACAUUCACAACCAAGUUGUACUUUAACAUUCUGAACACACUGUCAAAAAGAAUCCAUCGAGCCAUUAUAUGUUUUCUUUUGUUAUUUUUCUUCGAGGAUUGUAUUAAAUUAAGAUAUUUAUAUUAUGUUUCUUGUGAAAUAUGAAGCCAGAUAGACAACCGGGAGACGUAGUGUUACGCAAGACUUACGCAUAUGUUAUUCAACCCCCACUGAAAUUGAUUGUUUUGGUCGCUUUGACAUUGAUUAUGAUCAUUCAGUCAUCCUGUUUACAAUUAAAUCAAAGAGGCACGUGUAGGUCAGACAAAUAUAACAUAACAUUUAUAAUGAAAUAACCACAAAUGUCUUUUCUGAGCUAACAUCAUUAUCAGUUUUAUUCAACCCCCAAGUGACAUUCAAUCUUAGUACAACAUCCUUUUACAGUUAUAACAGCUUUUAAACAUGAAGCAUAGCUUGACACAAGUGUCUUGCAGCGAUCUACGGGUAUCUUCGCCCAUUCAUCAUGGGCAAAAGCCUCCAGUUCAGUCACAUUCUUAGGCUUGCGCACUGCAACUGCUUUCUUUAAGUCCCACCAGAGGUUCUCAAUCGGAUUUAAGUCUGGUGACUGCGAUGGCCACUUCAAAAUGUUCCAGCCUUUAAUCUGCAACCAUGCUCUAGUGGACUUUGAUGUAUGCUUGGGAUCAUUGUCCUGUUGAAAGGUCCAACGUCUUCCAAGCCUCAGGUUUGUGACGGACUGCAUCACAUUGUCAUCCAAUAUCUCCUGGUACUGAAGAGAAUUCAUGGUACCUUGCACACGCUGAAGCUUCCCAGUACCUGCAGAAGCAAAACAGCCCCAAAGCAUGAUUGACCCCCCGCCAUGCUUCACAGAAGGCAAGGUGUUCUUUUCUUCAUAUGCCUUGUUCUUCCUCCUCCAAACAUAGCGUUGAUCCAUGGGCCCAAACAGUUCUAAUUUUGUUUCAUCAGUCCACAGAAAACUUCUGUGGUUUGUCCACAUGACUUUUGGCAUACUGCAGUCGACUCUUCUUAUUCUUUGGGGACAGCAAGGGGGGGUGCGCCUGGGAGUUCUUGCAUGGAGGCCUUCAUUACGCAGGGUGCGCCGUAUUGUCUGAGCAGAAACUUCAGUACCCACAUCUGACAAAUCUUUUCUCAGUUCCUCAGCAGUCACACGGGGACUUUUCUCCACUCUACGCUUCAGGUAGCGCACAGCAGUCGAAGUCAGCAUCUUCUUUCUGCCACGACCAGGUAGCGUUUCAACAGUGCCCUUUGCCUUGAAUUUGCGAAUGAUGCUUCCUAUGGUGUCUCUUGGUAUGUUUAACAUCUUUGCAAUCUUCUUAUAGCCAUUGCCCUUCCUGUGAAGAGUAAUCACCUGUUCUCUUGUUUUCCUGGACCAUUCUCUUGACCUCACCAUGUUUGUAACCACACCAGUAAAUGUCUAGAAGGAGCUGAGUAUCACAGUCAUUUUAAAGCUGCCUAAUUGAUGCUUAUUAGGCUUUAUUGCUGCUCCCUGAUAUCCACAGGUGUUUUCAAUACCUGAUUGAAAACACUUCAUUGAACCUCUGUUCUUCAGAGUGGUAGUCUUUAAGGGGUUGAAUAAUUAUGUCAAUGAAGAAUUCACAAAAGAAACAUUUACUACUGUAUUACGAAACUAAUUGAUGUCAUUUUAGUUGCAUAUGGUUCUUUAAGAAGUCCUUGUAGGAUUUCAUUCUGAAUACAAUUACAAAUGUACACUAAAUUCCCUAAAACCAUUUACAGCAUUGGGGGUUGAAUAAUUUUGAACACAACUGUAUGUCAAGCAGUGAAGCAGAACCGCUUUACAAAUAAAAUAUUCUAGUUUGUGUUAUCAGUAUUAUAUGCAAAUUAUAGAUCCUGUUGUCAUUUGCGCUUGAACGUAUCCAAGAUGAAUUGCAGUCUGAUGAUUCAUUGUUGUGUUUUAGUGUUUUCAGAAUCGCCCUAAACCACUGUGUGCCAUGUCAAUCAGUGGUACACCUCAAAUAACUGCUGGUCUGGUAGCAGAUGUAUUGAAUGUUCUUGGCAAACAAUAUUGCGUGUGUCAUAAAUCCCAACAGCAAAUGUGGCUGUAAAACUGUUUUAAAAAUGCAAAGUUGAAAAGCUUAUAGAAUCCGUAAAGAGUAAGUAACAUGUGAUUUUUGAGGUCCUAUAAGUGUUCUUAUUACAUUUUGUUAUUCAAAUGUUUCGAUCAUUUGUAUGUUAUCUAACUGACAAUAAAUGUUUCGUAGUUCUUUUA